This is a messenger RNA of Hermetia illucens (black soldier fly), 863 nucleotides long. RefSeq lists its product as uncharacterized. Gene Ontology annotation, molecular function: structural constituent of chitin-based larval cuticle. The coding region runs from base 137 to 772 and encodes 211 amino acids. Lineage: Eukaryota; Metazoa; Arthropoda; Insecta; Diptera; Stratiomyidae. The transcript is spliced from 6 exons. Gene Ontology annotation, cellular component: chitin-based extracellular matrix. The record is from RefSeq and is a predicted model, not a curated record.
AGGUGAGAAUUGGGAAAUAGUCAUUUUUAAAUCGCUUACAUAAGUGGAAUCUUGGAGUGUGAAAGCACAGUCGUACUGUGAGAAUUCUUCAAUUUUUUGGUGUUUUAGACUGAACGAUAGUGUCAAGUUUUCCGAGAUGAAAAUAAUUAUUCUAGUCAGUGUGCUGUCCGUGGCGUGUGCCCUAAGGCUAGCCCGUAAAACUCCUUCAAGAUAUUAUAACAACGAUUUGUUCGAUUAUUCACCAAACGACGAAUACACCCUACCGAAAGAUUUUGAAAAUGAUAACAACAAAGCGCCAGUUAGCUUCCAGGGCGACGUUAAACAAGCGAAAAUCUUAGCCCAAGAAAAUAAGAACCACGGGCAAGGAAAAUUCAAAUACAGUUUGCAAACGCAAAAUGGAAUUGAGUUAACUCAAGUUGGAAAGCUGAAGGACGAGCACACAUUUGUGGUUAGCGGUUCAUAUUCCUACACCGGUGCUGAUGGCAAGCGCUACAGGGUUAGGUACACUGCUGAUGAACUUGGAUAUCAUCCUAUUACCGAAUUGGAUGUCGAAAUUCCAGAAAUUCAACCGCAGGCACCAAGGCUGAGCAGACCGAAUUUGUUUGACUUGCAAACGAAAAGCACGGGAAUCUUAAGGCCACCAGUAGCUAAACCAGCCAAUGACUUAUACAAUACACGUAUCAACGGAUAUAACUACGACCGGCCAAUAAAUAGAAGCCCUUUCCCAGGAUCUCCUCAGUCCCCCGAUAAAUUCUACCUUCCAGUUUUUUAACAACCGUUUUCCUGCAAAAUUAAUGUAUUACAUUAUGAAUCGUGUGUUCACUGUGAUGAUUUUAUAUUAAAAUUUUCCAUGAGAAAAUAUA